Messenger RNA from Xylona heveae TC161, 2134 nucleotides. Its product is annotated as kinase-like protein. Bases 390 to 1667 code for a protein of 425 amino acids. Gene Ontology annotation, biological process: spliceosomal complex assembly; regulation of mRNA processing; protein phosphorylation. The transcript has a single exon. NCBI's taxonomy places the organism in Eukaryota, Fungi, Ascomycota, Xylonomycetes, Xylonales, Xylonaceae. The record is from RefSeq and is a predicted model, not a curated record. Gene Ontology annotation, molecular function: protein kinase activity; ATP binding.
UGCUUCGUUUUGUCAAAUAAACUACGGAGUAGCUUUCAAACCCACAUGCAGACCCGACUGUGACACCCGCUCCACCCAAUCAUUGACCAGAACCUUCUCGAAGCUGGUUAGCGCGUGUCACGUUACAUUUCAUCAUGAGCAUAUGUCUCACGCCAGCGAUAUAACUCAAAAGUAUUGUGAGAUAUUUUCAUCUCCUUUAUCGAACUUGUUUUGGCUCAAAGUCUCCGUGUAAUACGGUGAUGAGUCAAUUGUUAUCACUGGCCAUUCGGUUGUUGCGCCCGCAUUAUUUAUGUUCCCCAACCAUUUUUCCUGCCCUUCGUAAGGGGCAUAUGCCACUGCUUCAUCAUAGCCAACCUCACUGCGCGUUGACUCUCACUGCAUUCAAAUUGAUGGAGACCAACGAAGAUUUUGAUACGCGUCUUCUUUACGAGCCUCUGGAGGGGGUCGAAAGACUUGAGAACUAUCGACCAGGGGGCUAUCACCCCAUUCAAAUUGGAGAUCACUUUAACGGUCGAUAUCGAGUUGUUCAUAAGCUGGGAUAUGGGUCUUAUUCAACUGCGUGGCUGGCCCGUGAUGAAAAAUUCAAUAAAUACGUUGCAGUAAAAGUUUGCACAGCAAAUGCAAAUCCAAAGGAAGUGGACAUUAUUUCCAUGCUCACUCGUCCUCAUUGUCCUUCAGUCAACCAUCCAGGGAAUAUGAUGGUCCCUUCAAUUCUAGAUAGGUUCACCAUUCAUGGCCCAAAUGGCAAUCAUGCUUGCUACGUCACAGCACCAGCAAGUGCUAGCCUCUCCGGGGUGAAAGAUGGCUCCUGGAUCCGCUUAUUCCAGCUCGACGUAGCCCGGUCAUUGGCUGCACAACUCGUUCUUGUUGUGGAUUAUGUACAUGCCCAAGGAAUUGUCCAUGGAGACCUUCACCUCGGCAACAUUCUUCUCAAAGUUCCGCCCAAUUUUGACCAGCUCUCACUUCAACAAUUAUAUGAGAAAUAUGGAGCACCGGAACUCGACCCAGUUGUUCGUCUAGAUAGCAAUCCGCUUCCGCCUGGUGUCCCAUCCCACGGCAUUGCGCCCAUAUGGUUAGGGGAAGCGAGUGAGAGAAUCACACUUUCAGAGACCAGGAUCUUGCUUACAGACUUUGGUGAAGCCUUUUCCCCUUCAAAAGAAGGGAAAUACGAAUCUCACACCCCCCUUGUCAUCCGCCCCCCCGAGGUGCGGUUUGAGGCAAAUGAUCCUCUGUCUUUUUCAUCGGACAUUUGGACCCUCGCCUGUACCAUAUGGUCUAUCAUAGCUCAACGGCCAUUAUUUGAAGGGUUUCUCGCGACGGAGGACGAUAUGACCUGCGAGCAUGUCGAUGCUCUUGGUGUUUUGCCACUUGAAUGGUGGAGGAGGUGGGAGGCGCGACGACUGAAAUUUACUGAAGAUGGUAAGCCAAUGAACCGCAACCCUUUCCGAUCUUGGGACGAUCGGUUUGAGGAUAGCGUGCAACAGCCUAGGCUAGAUAGUGACAUGCCGCCGUUUGAUGCAAGGGAGAGGAAAGCUUUCUUCGACAUGCUAAGGCCGAUGCUCUCAUUCAGACCAGAGAAUCGCCCUACUACCAAGCAAAUUCUCGAUUCAGAAUGGAUGCUAAAAUGGGCUCUGCCUGAAUAUGGCAAGAUCCAAGAUAAUGUAUGAGUUAUUUAUCCGUUUCCGAGGGAGUAUCUCUGGGUAUGUUGCGAAAUAUAGGAUGCUUGCACCUGAAGAGAGACCACGACGUCAAAGCGUUCUGCCAAAAUAGAUUGAGUCUACCCAUCCCAAGGUUCGCAUUUGGCAUAUGGCCUGAAUCGUUUCGUCUUGGGAGAAUCUGUUUGAUGUAAGAAUAUGGUCGUCAUAUAUCUAUCAUAUUCCUACUCUUCUCUCCUGCGACCAAGCUGAGCUACUCGUAUUGAGGCGCGAAACCAGGAAUUGUCAAAACUAACUCGAAAAGGCAAUUACGGUCCUGGGUUAGACAUUGGCUUUGGGGAUCAGCAUUUUCCGGAAGGAUAUAUCAUGAAGCGUUUGAUGCAUCAACAUAUGUAGGAGUUAUUUCAAUAUUCAAUCGAUCCGAUGCUUGAUGUUCCAGAUAAGGAAUUGAUAGCUGCUAGCUACUCCGUAACGGCCAG